This is a messenger RNA of Pararge aegeria (speckled wood butterfly), 4026 nucleotides long. RefSeq names its product protein AF-9 (gene ear). Gene Ontology annotation, cellular component: super elongation complex. The transcript is spliced from 3 exons. Gene Ontology annotation, biological process: regulation of DNA-templated transcription. The record is from RefSeq and is a predicted model, not a curated record. Bases 243 to 2507 code for a protein of 754 amino acids. Lineage: Eukaryota; Metazoa; Arthropoda; Insecta; Lepidoptera; Nymphalidae.
AGAAAGUCGUAUAAAAACACGUGAUGUUGCCAUUAUAACCAAAAUAAGUUUGUUUUGAAAAGAACGCAUUCAUAGACUAGAAUUGUCGAAAUGAAAUUGAAUAUGGCGGACAAAAAUAACAAGGGCGCUAAAAGAUUAUUUUCGUUAUUCAGUAAAAUUUCAAUUCAGUGAUUGAUAAACCUUUAUCAUUAGAUGUUAUAAACACUAUACAAUACAUGUAGAAAGUAAAAUUACAAUCAAAAAUGUCAGCAAUAAAGGUGAACUUCGAAAUUGGACACGAAGCUUCAAUGAAAUCGAAGAAAACCCCCGAAGGUUUCACUCAUGAUUGGGAAGUAUUCGUUCGCGGUCAGGAAGGUGCUGAUAUAAGUCACUUUGUUGACAAAGUAGUUUUCCUUCUACACGAAACCUUCCCGAAACCAAGACGAGUGGUCAAAGAGCCACCGUUUUCAAUCAAGGAGUCAGGGUAUGCAGGCUUCGUGUUUCCAAUAGAAAUUUAUUUAAAGAAUAAAGAUGAACCUAAGAAAAUAAAAUUUAGUUAUGAUCUUACCCUACAACAAAGUGCAUUUUUGAGAGAUAGAUAUAUAUUCGAAAACCCAAAUGACGACUUUCGAAGAAAAUUGUUAAAGGGAGGUGGAAUCAUAAUGAGCAAUAAUACAUACUAUACUAAUCCCGACCAAGAAACUAAAAGCAGAGAUUCAUUUACUGAUGAAAAACCACAACUUGUCAGCAAGCCUAAACUAUCAUCAGACAAUGGUAAAAAGCAUAAAGUUAAAGAAUACAAAGAUGAACAGCCACACAGAACAAGCAGUUUUGAGAAUUUAUUUGGACCACCUAUCCAGAAGCCACCUAAAAUAUCUCCGGAGCCUAAGAAAGUGGAAAAAAUUGCUGCUCCUGUUAAGUCAGAUAAAAAAGAUAAAGAAAGAUCUAGUUCAGAUAAAAAAUCGAAACAUGAGCACAAGGAACCCAAACCUGAUAAAGCAAAAGUGAAAGAGGAAAAAGAUAAACAGAAGUCAGAGAAAGUAAAAAAUCAUAACAAGGAAUUGGAGAGGGCCAAAGAAAAAGCUAGUAAAAGACAAAAUGAAAGACCACCAUCUCCAGAAAUAAUUAAAAAACGGUGUUUUAGUCCGAACAGAAAACUUCCAAGUCCCUUGCCAAGAGCUAGCAGUGCCUCAAGUAUCAAGGAAGAGCAUAAAGCCUCAAAGCAUAGCUCUGAAAGCUUUGAGCAGAAGAAACCAAAAAUAGAUGAAAGAAUACCAGAGAUAAAAGUAGAGAAAGAUUCCAAGGAGAAAAAGAAAAAGGAAAAAAAAAGCCAUGACAGGGAUAAAGAAAGAAAAGAGAAAAAAGAUCACAAAAAAGAAAGUCAUAAGACAAAAGAUUCUCCUAAAGAGCUAAAAGAAUUGCCAAAAGAAGUUCCUAAACCAAGAGAGAUUGUUAAAGAAAAGGAAUCAAUGAAAGAUUCCCCAAUUAAAGAAAAACAAGUAAAACCUGAUAAACCAGUAAACAAAUUUUCAAUAGAAAAUCUUAGAAAGACUCCACCUCCAGAAAACGUGGAACGUCAUGAGGGCCACAAAUCAAAAGAUAAGGGUGACUCAGAAAGAAAACAUAAGCACAAGAAAAAAGAUAAGAAACGGGAUGAGUCAAAAGAAAAGCACAAAGAAUCUAAUAAAGAGAAAAAGCAUAAACAUGAGAAGAUUCGCGAAAUACAACCAGAUAAACCUGAGAUUAUUGAACAUAGAAAGACACCAGUUCCUAAAGAGCGUCCUAUACCUGAGCCAGCAUCUCCUAUAUCCAUAGACACAGCAUCUCAGUGUAGUUCUAAAAGUGGCUUAAAUAAAGCUAUACAUAUAGCAGAAGAUGUAAACAGUAGUCAUUCUGAUUCAGAGAGUUCAAUGAUAGCUGAUGAGGAAGAUGUCAAAGUCAAGGUAGAGAACCCUUCCCCUGAACCUAUCAAGCGGGAACCUUCACCUGAACCUGAUCCUGAACCAGAACCGGAACCAGAACCCGAACAGGAACCUGAGGUCGAAAUUGAGCCUGAGCCUGAGCCCGCUGUGGAGGUCCCUCUGGUUCAACAAAAGGAGAAAUCAAAGAAACACAAAGAUAAAUCAAAGCGAGAAGAGAAGCGUCGUAGACGGAAAGCAGUAGAGGAAGAAGACAGUGAAAAUAGGAAAAUUGCUAAAAUUGCUGACUCUGGACCAUCAAAUAAUGAAACUGAGCAUGGGGAAAGUAGUGGUUCAACAUCAAUAGAGACUAAAGUACAGGACAAUGGAGUGUCAAGUAGUCUAGGAGAAGAUGCAGAGCCAGGUGACCUCUCUCCUGACUACAUGGUGCAGCUGAGGGAGCUACAACAACGCAUCAUGAUGAUCAAGAGUAAUGAGGAGUUAGAACGGGUUGUGAAUCUAAUAGCAGAGACAGGAAGGUAUGAAGUGACAACACAAACAUUUGAUUUUGACUUGUGCUUAUUGGACCGUUCAACAGUCCAGCAGUUAAUACAACUUGUGGGUUGCUAGCUACAGAUGUUGGACCUUAUUAGGAAAUGUAAAUAUUGCUUUUAACUAAAAUAUGCACUGAGACAUUGUAUGAUAGGUUUUAAAAUUUUGCUAUUAUGCAAGAAAUAUAGCUCAUAAGUCAUAAAAUAUGUAUCAUGUAGUGAUAUUAAUAGGAGUAAUCUAUUAUAAUCUCAAUUGGCUUUUUUCACAUAAUAUAUUAAAAGGAGUUCAAGUGCAAUAAUGUAUAGGUUAUAUAAAGUUAUAAGACUGUUGAAAGAUUGUUAAAGGUAUUGUAUAUUUUGUACAUUAUAUUGUAUUGAUUUAUUAUAAUGUAAGUUAAUUAUUAAAGAGUUUUUAAUUAACCUCCAGGAGUCUUUGGGACUUAGAGAGGCAACGUUAAUGGUUUUGUAUAAAUUACACUAGUUAUAUAUUACCAACACCAACAAACACAACUUUUUACAAGUUAGUGAUACUUUGCACUUAAUUUUAAACUUUGUUAUAUAAAAUAAUUAUGUCUUAAGCAUAUUAUUAAUUUGUAAGAUUGUUAUUAACUGUACAAUACAUAAUGAACUACAAGCAUUUGAGAUGGAUAGGAUAGAAUCACCAGUGAGGUGUUAUUACCUUUAGAAUCGGCAACAUGUUGUAAAAAGGUCACAAUGGAUUCUUGUCAUGUUUAACAAUGAAUGUGGCUUCAUUCCUUAGGGCUUAGAAGUUGUGCUGUCCUUUUACCUAUGUUUAUAUGGAAAAUGACAGAACUAUAAUAUAUAUAAUAGUCUAAAGACUUAGUUAACAAAUUUAUGUAUAACCAGACUUGUAUUGGGAUCAUUUAUCAAACAAUGUACAAUUACGACACAGAAACUUAAGAAAGAAAACAAUGCUUUAUUGUUUUAAUUCUGUAAAGACCUUAUGUUAAAAACACUAAUGAAACAAUCAAUAAAAACCGAAAAAAUAUUAGAAUACCAAUAACAAAAUAAGGUUGAAGUAAAUUCCACUUAAAUUCUUGCAUCACAUUUUACUAUAGUCAUCUGCAACCCAAAUACGUGUGUAGUACUAUUAUUUAUUGUGAUCAGUAAAAUUAGGAGUUGUUGCAUUCAAUGAGUUUCAUAGAUUGAUAUAAAAAUAUGAGUUAGUCGAAAGUUAACUCAACCAAGUUAAGUACUAACGAAGUACUACGAAAGUAACUUUCGACUAACUCACUUAUAAGGUGACAGUCUGGUGUCAAGGGACUGCUUGAGGCUCUUGAUUUCAUUAACCUGAUGGGGGUUAAUAUUUUGGUGUUGCUAACACCAGCGCCGUUGAUCCCAACGUCCCUAGACCCUAAGCUAAAUAACUUGAGUGUCACAUAAAAACUCUUAAUAUUAGAGAUUAUUAUUAAAUUUAAAAAUAUUAGAAUGGUUCUAUUUUGCGUCUUUCAAUUUACCAGAUGAGUUCUUUUGUUGGACGCUGUACGGUCUUUCUAGUAUUAGUAACAUCUCACUGGCACAAAUAAUAAUUUUUAAGAGUCCUUAAAAACUUCAAAUCAAUAAUUAAUGUAAAUUAA